Messenger RNA from Eucalyptus grandis, 2717 nucleotides. Its product is annotated as KAT8 regulatory NSL complex subunit 3. NCBI's taxonomy places the organism in Eukaryota, Viridiplantae, Streptophyta, Magnoliopsida, Myrtales, Myrtaceae. Bases 557 to 1276 code for a protein of 239 amino acids. The transcript is spliced from 7 exons. The record is from RefSeq and is a predicted model, not a curated record.
UCAACUUUUUACAAGGCAUUGGUUGCUCUCUCUCCCUCAAGGGCUUCUGGCCUAUUUGAUCAAAAUGGCUAGAAGAACUUGGGGAAUACGACCAAACUGUGCCCUUGCUGAUAUCAGUUUCAGGUUACAUAGGGUCCAGUCGGAUCCGCUGCCUCUUCGUUUGUGCGUAUCGUUGGAUCGUUCGCACGGAAGAGCCGAGGCGUGUUUUCACCUCUCCCUCAAUGGCUUCCAACAAUGAUGCGUCGUCGCGCGAAUACGUUGCCUGGGGUCCUUGAGGAGAGUGGAGAUGAGGGCGUCUUGCUCAUGCAGAUUCCGUUUUGUGACAGCAUAUGCGUCGUUUCUAUUUGUGAACCUUGAGUCAUCGAAGUUUGACAAGGAAAAAGGGGGCAUUUAAGUUCUCUCGUCACUUGACUCGAGCAUUAGCAAGCCUGUCCAUUCUCCCAUGGAGCACUCUUCUUUCACAAACUAUCUUAAAUGAAGCUUUGAAGGAACGCGGGCGUGGAGAGAGAAGUCGACUUCCCAGUUCCAGUUGCUCGUCUUCCUCGUGAUUUCGACAAUGGCUUCUUCUUCACCUCCUCCUACGAAGCGCCGUCGCGAGACCGGCCCCUCGCCGCCGCCGCCGCCGCCGCCGCCGCCGCCGCCAGCAGCGAUCGAGAGAUCCUCCCCUGUGGUGGUCCUCGCUCACGGUGCUGGUGCACCUUCUUCCUCCGAUUGGAUGGUUAGAUGGAAGGAGAUGUUGGGCAAGGCACUGCAUGCGGUCGAAGUUAUCACCUUUGACUACCCCUAUAUAUCUGGUGGGAAACGAAGAGCUCCUCCCAAGGCCGAAAAAUUGGUUGAGUUCCACUUAGACGUUGUCAGAAAGGCUGCUGCUAAGUAUCCUGGCCAUCCAUUGAUUUUAGCUGGGAAAUCUAUGGGUUCAAGGGUCAGCUGCAUGGUUGCUAAUGAGGAAGGUGUUUGUCCAUCUGCAAUAGUUUGCUUGGGAUAUCCUCUAAAGGGCAUAAAUGGAGCUAUUAGAGAUGAGACUCUCCUGCAGCUUUCAGUUCCUGUAAUGUUUGUGCAGGGUAGCAAAGAUGGCCUUUGUCCCCUGGAAAAGUUGGAGGCUGUCCGUGAGAAGAUGAUAUCCACUACUAGGUUGUAUGUAAUUGAUGGUGGUGAUCACUCAUUUAAGAUUGCAAAGAAACUUUUGCAAAGCUCAGGGAUGACCCAAGAUGAAGCUGAAGAUCUUGCUGUCCAAGACAUUGCCAAAUUUGUUUCCAAUGUGAUUAAUGAAAGAUGAAACCUCAUGUCAUAAAAGUUCUACAUGCUAGUGAUUUGAAGGUUGCACUUUCUUGCCUUGCCUCGCAAAUUUCGUCUCUUAUUCGUAUCUCUAGUAUUUCAGAUUUUUAUCAUGGCAACUACCUAAUCUGCGCUAUGAUUGUUUGUUGACGAUGGAACAUUGCAGCCUGCUUGAUUUAUCUCUACCAUUUUUCCCUAAAAUAGAAUCAAUUCUUUCCUCAAGUUCAAGUCUUCUUGAUAGGUUGAUCCAUAGCUAUGUGGGGGUACAUGCUGAGAGAGAGAGAGAGAGAGAGAGAGAGAGCUUUUUUUUUUUUUUUUGGGUUGGGGGGUUGGAGAAAGAUCUGUACUUCAUACAUUACAUAUAUGAUGAUUGUAUAUCAGAAGUUAUUCUUACAUUGCAAAGUCCUCAUCCUUGUAGCCAAUAAUGGAGACUCACAUUUAUUUAGUUUUUAACAUACUUUCUGAUAGUGAGGCGAAGUUUAUUCCCUUGCUUUGCCUUCUGCUUUUCAGUGCUGCAGACAUAAGAACAUAGAAAAUAAACAGUUAUGUUGAAUUGAAGAAAUUUAAGUUAGCUCUUGAUAAACACGUCAUUCUUUCAUUUUAAAGUAAGUAAGCUAAAGAAGUGUGCUUAAACAUGGUUUAUUGCUAGUUACUGGUGAACAUAAUCUAGUAUAUGUAAUCAAAUCUGUAGUGUUAAUUGUGUCAAGUCAUGAAUUUUAUCAUAAGCAAUUUAUCUGGCAGUUGGGAAAGGAGAUCAUGAAUGCCUGCUUAGAGAAGUUGAUGAUGCAUAUGAUCAUUUCAUUGGACUUGCCUUUUCACAACAGGCAUCAUUGUCACUCUCACUGUCACUGCUGCUGCUGCUAUCAUCACUUCUGCCAUCCCGAUUCUUUUUCUUGAAAAGGCUCUUCACUUUGUUCGUCUUCUCAGCAAUCUUUUCUUUCAGGGACAUUUCUUUCUUCCCAUGGCAAUCUACAUUGUGGGUAUUGCCACUGCUGUGAGUCUGCGCUUUAGGAAUAGCAUAUGAUUGGCCACUGCACUGGGUCUGGCAUGCCACCACAGUGUAGCCAGCCUCUUGUCCGUGGUGACCUUCGAGAUGUUUAUAUUCGCUGCACGAUUUAAAUUCCUGAUGAGUCAUCUCAGUUGUUUGCUGGCCAGGCAUGUGCUCAUAGCUUUUCUGUUUGCAGGAUUGUUCAGCGGUUUUUUGCAACUGGCAGGAGGCCAUGGUGAAGGGUUAAGCUUGUUCUUCGGAGUUUGCUGGGUUUCUCUUGUACUCGCUCAAUUUUGAUCGGUGCCAUGAAACGAUUAUAUAGCCAUGGACUGUGCAGUAGAGUGAAUGAGAUUCCUUCACCUUUUCUGAUGACACUACACAAUUAUUCACCAAGUUGGGAUGGAGAGAACUUAUUCUGUUAAAAGAUGCAAUCGAACAUUCCUUCUCCUUUUCA